GAGAGAGAGAGGGAGGCAGGACGAGCUGCAGGGUAGGAGGUAGGACCAGGGAGAGACGGCCACAGAUAGGAACUGCUGCCCAGACCAGCCGCUCGCAGAGAGAGAGCGAGAAGGAGAGAGAGAGAGAUCCACACAGACCCAACAUGGCCGCCGCCCCAGCCCACCUCCUCUGGGUUCUGAGUGUCGUCUGGUGUCCAGCGAACGCAUUCACACUGCAAGGCCAACAGAACACCCUGCUAAAGGCCUGUGGUUCAGGGUUCUUCCUCAGUGAACAGCUCACAUGUUUACCCUGCAACUGUAAAGGACACGCAGACUACUGCCAAGAUGUUACCGGAAUAUGUUCUGACUGCAGGGACCACAGUACUGGGGACUUCUGUGAGAUGUGUGAGGAUGGAUACAUGCUUGCUCCGAGUCUCCAUGGUAACCACGUGUGUCGGCCGUGUGCGUGUCCGCUGGCCCUCCCCACAAACAACUUUGCGUCGCGCUGCGACCGAGGAGCCUCCGUGGUGCGCUGUAAAUGUCAGGAGGGAUACGCCGGACACUUCUGUGAGAGAUGUUCUCCUGGUUACUACGGCAACCCCAUGGUGGUGGGCGACAGCUGCAAGCGGUGCGACUGCAACGGCAACUCGGACCCCAACCUGAUCGUGAAUGAAUGCCACAACGUGACGGGCCGCUGCCUCACCUGCUGGGACAACACCGCCGGGGACAACUGUGAGCGCUGCGCACCUGGUUACCACGGCGACGCCAUCAGCGCCAAGGACUGCAGAGUGUGUGGGUGCAGUGCGUGCGGGACGGCGUCGUGUGACGACAGGACGGGGGUGUGCCACUGCAAGCCGGGGGUCACGGGGUCACUCUGCGACCGCUGCGAGGAGGGCUACUCGGGGUUCACUUCCUGCCAGGGCUGCCGGCGCUGUGAGUGUGGCUCCGCCUCCGCGCGGCCGUCCUGCCACCCCCUCACCCUCAGCUGCCCCUGCCUCCCGGGGGCGGGCGGGCGCUACUGCGACCGCUGCCUCCACGGCCACUGGGGCUACAGCUCCGCCGGCUGCAAGAAAUGCCUGUGUGAGACGGGCCACUGUGACGUCCACACCGGGGAGUGUCUCCCCGAAGCAUCCACCGUCAGCCUCUGCAACAUCAGCUGUGAUGAGUGUAUCUGGCAUCUGAUUGGUGACAUGAAGGCGUCCAAUCAGACUCUGGAUCAGAUGAUGGUCAGCGUGUUGAACAUUUCCACCGGGGCUGCGGCCAACGACCGCCUCAAGUAUUACAACUACACUGCUCACAGGCUACAGGGUCAGUUCGUGGGCUGGAGGAACAAGUCUUCUGAGAUGCGGGAGCAGACGGGCCGUCUGGCCGAGGCUGCGGAGGCGGUGGCGACCGACGUGCAGGAGCUCACAGACACGGAGGUGGUGUUGAAGGCUCUUAGCGAGCGUCUGGGUGAAUCCACGUUGAGGAGCUUCCUGCUGGCCGAGCAGCUGAGCUCCAACCUCACCUCCCUCAACGUCCUCAUCGAAGAGAUGGUCCAGGACUGGGAGCUGUACAGCGUCCAGGAGGAGCUGGACCCAGAGACCAAGCUGGGGGACACCAGGGAGUCCCAGGAGACCUUGGCCUGGAUGCGGAACCUGGACCUGGCCCCCCGGGAGCCCGACGCCACCGACGAGUCCACAGAGGCCCACGACCUGCUGCGGCGGGUCCGGCAGCUGGAGAAGAAGCUGGUGAGCACGGCGGGCCGCGUGGAGCCCGCCCGGGAGAUCCUGUCCCGCUUCGGCUCCAAGCUGACCCAGACGCAGGGCCUGCUGGAGGCCAGCGGCCUGCAGGUCGCCGCCGCCCAGGCCCAGGACCUGGCCAGCACCCUGAGGGCCCAGCGCAGCCAGGUGAAGCAGCAGAAGCUGACGGAGGAGCACGCCUCCGUCAGCUCCACCCUGCAGGAGGUCAGGGCGGAGCUGAACGACACAGGGCGUCACGUAGAGGAGUUGGAGACCAUGGUCCAGAGUGUGGGUCAGUACUACGCGGAGGUGGACGGGGGCCAGGCGGAGCUGCUGGUGCGUAUGGAGGCCCUGUCCCUGGUGGACCCCGGGCUGGUGCAGAGCGCCGUGGACGCUGCCGGGGAGCUGGAGCUGCAGGCGGACACCUUAGAGGAGGACCUGAAGCGCAGUGAUGCCAACGGGUUCGUCCAGCGGGCGGUCAGCGCGGCCAACGUCUACAACAACAUUGUGAAGUACAUCGACGACGCCAACGACACCGCCGUCACCACACAGAGCCUCUCGGAGCGGGCCGGAGACGCUAUCGCUGGGAUGGUCACACAGCUGGACUUCGUGGUGACUCAGAGUGGCAACGUCUUCAAGCAGUCGGUGACGCUGCACUCAGAGCAGAUCGAUUUGGAAGCCGAGGUGCUGGACAAACAGAAGUAUAUCGAGGAGACCAAGGAGACGAUGGAUCAGAACUCAAGAAAACUAGCGGAGAUCACGAAGAACAUCAACGACAUUCACGGUGACAGGACCCCCAGGAGGCUGGAGUUCUCCCAGGAGGUGGCCGAGGCCACCAGGAACCGGUCCCUGGAGGUUCUGCAGGAGAUGGAGCCCAUCACGGAGCAGGUGGAGCAGUGGGCCCAGAACAUGAGGGACAACCAGUACUCCACCCAGGACUACGAGAGCGCUGUGUCCUCCGCCGGGGAAGCAGUGGAGAGCCUCCACCUUCUGGUCCCAGCGCUGCUGGAGAAGCUGAAGGUGGUGGAGCAGAAGAAGCCGGUGAACAACGUGACCACCAACAUCCUGAGGAUCCGGGAGCUCAUCGCCCAGGCCCGCAGCGUGGCCAAGAAGGUCCAGGUGUCCAUGAAGUUUGACGGGCAGUCUUCGGUGGAGGUGCAGCCCCACUCCAACCUGGAGGAGCUGAAGACCUCCACCUCCAUCAGCCUGUUCAUCAGGGUGGACCCCGACAAGGACCCCAUCGAGGACCGCUUCGUGCUCUACCUCGGAGACCGGAGCGGCAAGAAGGACUACGUGGGCCUGGCCAUCAAGAACGACAACCUGGUGUACGUGUACAACCUGGGGGGGGAAGACGUGGAGAUCCCCCUCAGCACCAAGCCCGUCAGCCAGUGGCCGCCCGUCUUCAACUACGUCAAAGUGGAGAGGCUGGGCCGCCACGGGAAGGUGUUCCUGACCAUCCCCAGCCAGACCACCUCGGACGAGCAGAAGUUCAUCCAGAAGGGGGCGUCCCUGGGCACCGACUCCCUGUUCGACAUCGACCCCAAGGACAUCGUCUUCUUUGUGGGCGGAGUGCCUCCUGACGUCACGCUCCCGCCCCCCCUCAGCCUGGCACCCUUCGUGGGCUGCAUCGAGUUGGGCUCGCUCAACAACGACGUCAUCAGCCUGUACAACUUCAAAGAGACGCACAUGGUGGACGUGAUCGCAACACCCCCCUGUCCCAGGUAUAAGCUGGCCUUCUCCCAGAGUCGUAUCUCCAGCUACCUGUUCGACGGGACGGGCUUCGCUCUCAUCAACAACAUGGAGCGCCGGGGGAAGUUCGGCGUGGUGACGCGGUUUGACAUCGCCGUGAGGACGGUGGCCAACGACGGCCUCCUGCUGCUCAUGGUCAAAGAGGCUAAUUUCUUCAUUCUGGAGCUGAAGAACGGGUACCUCCGUCUAGAGUACGACUUCGGCUUCGACAACGGGCCGCAUCGCAUCGAGAACCACAUUCCAUUACUCAAGAUCAACGACGCCCGCUACCAUGAGGUGUCAGUGAUCUACCACCAGUCCAAGAAGGUUAUCCUGCUGGUGGACAAAAGCUACGUCAAAUCGGUGGAGAACCCCCAUAAGAUAACGCUGCCCUUCUCCGACAUCUACAUAGGAGGUGCUCCCUCUCAGGUCCUCAGCGCCAGGCCGGAGCUCAGUAAGGUGGUGGGCCUGAGGGGAUGUGUGAAGAACUUCCAGUUCCAGAAGAAGGACUUCAACCUCCUGGAGGAACCGGGGACCAUCGGCAUCAGCAACGGCUGUCCGGAGGAGGCUUUCAUGUCCCGUAGAGCGUACUUCGCGGGCCAGGGGUACCUGGGCUCAACGGCCAAGAUCUCUCCCUUCGACUCCUUCGAGGGCGGCCUUAACUUCAGAACCCUCAACCCCAGCGGCCUGCUGUUCUACCACAACGAGGGGAAGGAGGAGUUCAGCAUCGCCCUGGACAACGGCAUGGUGGUCCUGAACGCCAAGGGAACCAAAGUCAAGUCCCACAAGAAACAUUACAACGACGGCAGGACUCACUUCCUGGUGGCGACGCUCAGCCAAAACAAGUACCUCCUGGUGGUGGACGAUAAAGACAAGCAGGAGAAGAAGAGGCCGUCCUCGGCUGCCGUGUCGGGUUCCUCGUUGAGUUCCUCGCUCAGGAGCUUCUACCUCGGCGGAUCUCCUACCAGCAGCCUCAAGAACUUCACCGGCUGCAUCAGCCAUGCCUACAUCAACAGACAGGACCGUGACAUCGAGGCGGAGGACUUCCAGCGCUACGCGGAGAAGGUCAACGCCUCCCUGCAGGACUGUCCAAUUGAACGCCCCCCAGCCGCCCUGCUGACCCCAGGCUCCGCCCGCAAGCCCAAACCCAGCCAAUCAAAGAAGGUGGCGCGAGACGGCUCCAGCCAGAGGGAUGAGGACCUGGGAGAGGCCUCCUGCCACCUGCCCUCCAGGCCCCGCGCCGUGCGACAGGCCUUCCGCUACGGAGGCUCCGCCCACAGCCGCCAGGAGUACCACCUGCCCCAGCCCCUCGCCAACAGGUCCCACUUCUCCCUGUCCCUGAGGACGGAGGCGCCGGCGGGGCUGCUGUUCUACGUGGCGGACCAGGCGGGGGAGGACUUCAUGGCUCUGGUCCUAGACCAGGGCCAGCUGGUGUUCAGCUUCAGGUCCACGGCGCACCGCGUCCAGAUCCGCAGCCAGGGGGCCUACAACGACGGGGGCUGGCACAGCGUGAUCUGUAUCCGAGACGGUAACGCGGGUCAGCUGAUCAUCGAUGACCUCACAGGGCAGGAAGAGCGGGCACCUGGGGUCGACCAAUCGUGGCGCGUCCAGAGCCCUUUGUAUGUGGGCGGGGCCCCACUAGGACACGCCCAAAAGAAUAUCCAGUCUCUCAGGAGCCUGUCCGGUUGUGUUCGGCGCCUCAUGCUGGAUGGGCGCCAGCUGUCCUCGGCCUCGGCGACCUUCGGGGCCACGCCCUGCUACGACGGCCCCCAGGAGCCCGGAACCUUCUUCUCCCAGGAGGGAGGAUACAUCGCCCUGGACGAGACGGCCGUCCUGGGCCGGCGGCUGGAGCUGUCCCUGGAGGUGCGCCCCCGUGUGGCCACCGGGGUGCUGGUGCACAUCCAGGCGGCCGAGGAGGAGUACAUGACCGUCUACCUUCACCAGGGAGCCGUGGUGGUCCUGGUGAAUGUGGGGGUCCGGCAGUUCCUGACAGAAGUGGCUCCCCGUGGCGGGCUGUGCACCGGGGCCUGGCACCGCAUCACCGUGAUCCGGGAUGCCAACGUGGUCCAGCUGGACGUGGACUCUGAGGUGGACCACACGGUGGGACCGCUGAACCUCGUCGCCAUGGAGAUGGAAUCCCCUGUGUUCAUUGGGGGGGCGCCAGAGGGUCUUGUCCCAGAGGGCGUGGCCACCAGGCGGCCGUACGCGGGCUGCAUGAGGAGCCUGUCCAUCAACAGCAGCCCUGUGAGCUUCAGCAAGGCUGCUCUGGUCAGCGGCGCCGUGGCCAUCGGCAGCUGCCCCACCGCCUAGGACUUCCUGUCCGACAGCAGGACUUCCUGUCCGACAGCAGGACUUCCUGUCCGACAGCACCCCCUCUAUACUUCCUUCUCAAUCCAUUACUACUACUGCUACUCCUCCUCUCCACUUCCUGUUCAGUCUUAUAGUACUUCCUCUAGAGCUCCUCACAACUUCCUAUUCACUCUUAUAGUACUUCCUCCUCAGUUCCUGCUCAAUCACUCUUAUAGUACUUGCUCUCAACUUCCGUCAGCUCUGACCAAUCCUCUUCCUCCUUCCAUUGAGACACAAUUAGCACAGCAUGAUGUUAGAAAAAUUUCAGGGCGAACAGGGAUGAUGUCAGUGAUGUCAGGGUGAUGUCAGGAUGAGGGGUGAUGAUGUCAGCAUGAUGUUAGGGCGAGGGGUGAUGAUGUCAUGAUGAUGUCAGCAUGAUGUCAGAAUGAGGGGUGAUGAUGUCAUGAUGUCAGCAUGAUGUCAGGGUGAGGGCUGAUGAUGUCAGCAUGAUGUCAGGAUGAGGGGUGAUGAUGUCAUCAUAAUGUCAGGGUGAGGGCUGAUGAUGUCAGCAUGAUGUCAGGGUGAGGGCUGAUGAUGUCAGCAUGAUGUCAGGGUGAGGGGUGAUGAUGUCGGAGUGAGGUCAGGGUGAUGUCAUGGUUCCCUUUCUUCAUCCUAUUUGUGUUCAUGUGUUUGUUGUUUUUCAAAUGGGGCAUGUCUCACAGCAACAGAAUACCUUCAGAAGAAUGUUUUACCAGCAGAAAGACGAGAAUGGUGUCGCAAUAAAUAAAAUAGUAUCAAUGUCAACUUAGUCUUACCCACCGAGGACAUCCCACCAGUGUGAUGAGGAACUCAUCCCAGAUGUGGGAUCUAGAACUCAUCCCACUCAUACAGAAAAUACACAUUAUUUUGUACACAACUGUGUUUUUCCAUUCUUUUUUCACUGUUUUCCCCGAUGAAUAAAUCAACUUUUACACACUUGUUGGAUUGCCUUUUAUUUAUUUCUGACUAAAUGUACCAAUUAAUAUACUCUAUUAUGCAUGCUUAGGGCUAUUUCAUCAUUUCAUAGUGUGCUUAUUUAUCGGGGAGACAUCAAAAUCAUAUAAGACAGCUUCCAUUGGAUAUU
Molecule: messenger RNA, 6840 nt
Organism: Gadus chalcogrammus (walleye pollock)
Lineage: Eukaryota; Metazoa; Chordata; Actinopteri; Gadiformes; Gadidae
Gene: lama4
Product: laminin, alpha 4
Exons: 40
Coding region: 144-5738 (1864 amino acids)
Biological process (GO): regulation of embryonic development; regulation of cell migration; regulation of cell adhesion
Molecular function (GO): signaling receptor binding
Source: RefSeq, a predicted model, not a curated record